CCAUUGCUGUUUGCCAUCCCUCGGCUGCCGGUAGCAGGCAGAUUGAAGUCCAAUGAUCUGUUUGCUAUUACUGUCGGACUGUGCGUCAUAUCAACUAUUGUUGCCGCCUGUAGAUACUUAUCUGCCUGUAUGACUUCUGGAGAAACAUGCCUUGGAGUAGCUUUGAAGAGGCAUCUGGUUUUCUUCAUAUGGAUGGUCAUCAUUCCUCUCUUGAUGGGUUUGCUGGUUGAUCUAUCACUGAUAUCACCCUUCGCCGGGCCUGUUGAUGAUUUCCCAGUUCUAAACUUUUUCUGCACUUUUCUCCUAGGACGGUUCUCCAAACGCAUCUGGAUCAAGUCCUUCGUCGACGAAAGGUUGAAAGCGAAACUCAACCGAGCAAAGGAAGAUUUAUGCGUGGAGCUCAGACUGAUGUGGUGGUUCUUUCAAGAUGUGUGCGUGCCCGUCGCCGUGAAGCUGGUCGCUGCCCUAGGUGUUCCUUAUGUGCUCGCCAAGGUCGUCUUCCCAAGAUUGGGCUUCUCCGCGGACGUGAACUUGACAGUCUACCGUUACGUGUGGUCGCUCCGCCUCGGCUUGUGGGCACUCUGCUGUCUUGGCAAGGUGUUGGGCGUCGAAAUGCACGAUUCUAUCAGGGACGACCGCUACAUCAUAGGGCAGAGGUUGCAAGACGUUGGAGACCAAGGCUGA
This is a messenger RNA of Triticum dicoccoides, 684 nucleotides long. RefSeq names its product probable E3 ubiquitin ligase SUD1. NCBI's taxonomy places the organism in Eukaryota, Viridiplantae, Streptophyta, Magnoliopsida, Poales, Poaceae. The transcript has 4 exons. Gene Ontology annotation, cellular component: endoplasmic reticulum membrane. Gene Ontology annotation, biological process: ERAD pathway. The annotation marks the transcript as partial. The record is from RefSeq and is a predicted model, not a curated record.